AUGAUUGUGAUUUCUUGGAAUUGUAGGGGUGCUCAAGGAUUGAAUUUUCGUAGAGCACUCAAUAAUUUUUGCAGGAAAAACAAAGUGGAUGUGGUGGCUUUGCAAGAGACUCGGUGUAGCGGCAAUGUAGCUCGUGCGGCAAUCAAGAAGCUUGGGUUCAAGAAUUACAUUGUGUCUGAAGCUCAAGGUUUCUCAGGUGGCAUUUGGUUACUUUGGAACAGGCAAGAUAUUGAGUUUGAGGUAAUACAUAAUAAUUUUCAUUUUAUCCACGUUAAAGUAAAGGAAAAAGAUGUUGAUUCUUGGCUACUUACGGUGGUUUAUGCGAGCCCUCGCGAUAAUGAAAGAGAUACAACUCGACAUCAGUUAGUGGAACUUGCAGCUAAUAUUCGGGUUCCUUGGCUGAUGAUGGGGGACUUCAAUGAGAUUGCAAGUCUUGAUGAGAAAAAAGGAGGAGUUCAACCCGAUCUCAGAAAAUGUUUAAACUUUUCCAAUUGGAUUAAUGAGUGUAGAUUGAUGGAGGUUACUACUAUAGGAACUAAAUUUACUUGGAGAGGUCCUAAGUGGAACGGGCGUGACAGAGUUUUCAAAAAACUAGAUCGUGUUCUCUGCAAUGUGGAGUGGAGAUUAAAAUAUCAUAAGGGUUUUGCUAAGGUCCUUCCUAGAGUUCAGUCUGAUCACCAUCCAAUUAUGGUUCUUUCGGAGGGGGAGCCCUUUAAUGGAGGUAAUCGUCCUUUUAGGUUUGAGGCAGCCUGGAUCACUCAUGAGGAUUUUCAUAGACUUUUGUGUGAAAAAUGGGAGAGAGGCUCUGAUUUGCUCAAUUCUAUUUCUAGUCUUACGCCCCACUUAAGAGAAUGGAAUCUUGAAAUUUUUGGAAAUAUUUUCAAAAGAAAGAAGCAGCUUUUGGCAAGAAUAAAUGGGAUUCAAAAUAGUCCAAACUAUGGGUAUAGUAAUUUCCUUGAGAACCUUGAGAAAGAGCUUCAGGAGCAUCUUGCUUUAACCCUUUACCAAGAAGAGUGUCAUUGGUUUCAAAAGUCUCAGAGCAAGUGGAUUACAGAUGGAGAUCGGAACACUAAAUACUAUCACACCAAAACAAUCAUCCGAAGGCGCAAAAAUAAAAUUUUGUCCCUACAGGAUGAUUCUGGUGUGUGGGUUAGUGACCCAGAUAUAUUGAAAAACCUUGUGCGUAAUUUUUUUAUAGACUUAUUUAAAGAGGAUACAAUUAUACGUGACUCCGUUGUUUCUUGGACCACUUACCCGAAUGUUGUGGAUGAUCAUCAUGACAGACUUAGUGCUAAUGUCCAAAUCAAUGAGUGCAAAAGAGCUUUAUUUGAUAUGGGUCUGCAUAAGGCUCCUGGCGAAGAUGGUUACCCUGCUAUCUUUUUUCAAAAGUGUUGGGAUACAAUAGCAGUUUCCCUGUUUAACUUUGUCAACCAAGUUUGGCUAAACCCUUCUCUUAUUUCAUUUAUUAAUAAUACCCUUCUUGUGAUGAUUCCAAAAAUUGAUAAACCAUAA
Trifolium pratense (red clover) is the source of this 1512-nucleotide messenger RNA. RefSeq lists its product as uncharacterized. The transcript has a single exon. NCBI's taxonomy places the organism in Eukaryota, Viridiplantae, Streptophyta, Magnoliopsida, Fabales, Fabaceae. Bases 1 to 1512 code for a protein of 503 amino acids. Gene Ontology annotation, molecular function: catalytic activity. The record is from RefSeq and is a predicted model, not a curated record.